AUGGGGAAACCCACCCACAGCCCGGGAAACACCGGCCUCGAGUCAGUCAUUGCAGGCGUCGUGUCCGGCUGCAUCACGCGCUCCUGCACUUCUCCUCUCGACGUGCUUAAGAUCAUUAUCCAAGUAAACGGCCCCGUCCCGACCCAGACCACCGUUGCAGCAACUACCAAUGCCACCAAUACUGUGGUUUCCAUGGCGUCCACACUUGUGGCCGCCCGCUCCAUUGCCGUAAAAUCGUCGGCGUCCUCCGCCAUUGCGCGUACCGUUCGUGAUUUGUACGCGCUGGACGGCGUGCGUGCCUUCUGGCGAGGUAACAGCGCCGGCUGCUGCCGCCUCGGCCCUUAUGCGGGCCUCAAGUUUUACCUCUAUGACUCGCUGCAGGCGAGUUUCGCCGCCAGAGAGGGACGCGAGCUCAGUAACUGGCAGCGCGCGUUGUGCGGCGCCACCGCCGGCCUCAUCGCCACCAUGGGCACGUACCCGCUCGAAGUCGUGCGCACCCGCAUGAUCUCGCAGACGACGGCUCCGGCUGCUACCAACAGCGAGAUCCGCGGUGUGCUACAAGGCGUAAAGCUCAUCCUGGAGCGUGAGGGGCUGCGUGGCCUGUACCGUGGCGGCUGGUCUGGUGUCGUGGGUGCCAUUCCGUUCGAAGGCGUGCAGUUUGGCUGCUACGAGUACUUAAAACUGACGGCUAUUCGCCACCAGUGGCCAGCUUAUCGCUGGCCGGAGGGGAAGACCGACAUGGACGGACUCGACUACUUCGUGUGUGGCAGCGUUGCUGGUGCCAUCGCCCAAACUGUGGCGUAUCCAUUCGAUACUGUGAAGAAGCGUCUGCAGUUGCAGCAGGUGCACCUAAAUGUAUCCAAUGUGGGACCAUUAACUGCGGAGGGGGGCAGUCCGUCGACGCUGUACUAUCGCGGCAUGGUGGACUGCUUCCGUAAGGUUAUCCGUGACGAAGGUCCCUUGGCACUAUACCGUGGCACGGGCGCCAAUCUGGCCCGCAUCGUGCCGUACGCUGCCGUCAUGUUCUCUACGUACGAAACAACCAAGAAGACUCUGCGCGUGCUAAGUGGCCGUGAGUGA
Molecule: messenger RNA, 1080 nt
Organism: Phytophthora infestans T30-4
Lineage: Eukaryota; Oomycota; Peronosporomycetes; Peronosporales; Peronosporaceae
Product: Mitochondrial Carrier (MC) Family
Exons: 1
Coding region: 1-1080 (359 amino acids)
Biological process (GO): transmembrane transport
Source: RefSeq, a predicted model, not a curated record